This is a messenger RNA of Nymphalis io (European peacock), 1567 nucleotides long. RefSeq names its product zinc finger protein 39-like. NCBI's taxonomy places the organism in Eukaryota, Metazoa, Arthropoda, Insecta, Lepidoptera, Nymphalidae. The transcript is spliced from 5 exons. Gene Ontology annotation, molecular function: zinc ion binding; chromatin insulator sequence binding. The record is from RefSeq and is a predicted model, not a curated record. Gene Ontology annotation, biological process: regulation of transcription by RNA polymerase II. Gene Ontology annotation, cellular component: chromosome; nucleus. The coding region runs from base 1 to 1554 and encodes 517 amino acids.
AUGUAUUCUUUCGGAGGAAAUUUAAAAAAUAUAUGUCGCUGUUGUCAUUUGCAGGGCGUUUUAAAAAAUAUUUUUAGUGAUAACUACCAUUUAGGACAUAAAGAAAAUUACGAAAAUAUGUUAAAAGAAACCUUUAAUAUAAAUAUAAUUAUUAACAAAAAUUCCUCUGAAAUUUGUGCACAAAUAUGCGACAGCUGCAUUUUGAAACUGAGAGACGCACUAGCUUUUAAAAACAUGGUGAUUGCUAAUGAACAGAAGCUGUCUAGCUACUUUGUUAAAUUACACAGUGAUAAUGACAAAGAAUUACAAUACAAUGUGAGCGUGAAUGAUGGUUUUAUUAAAUCAGAGACACUUAAAAUAGAGUCCAAUGAAGACCUUACUGUGUCUAACGAACAAAACAAUAUAUUGGAUUAUGAUUCAAUCAGUAUUAAAAAUGAAUUAGAAUGUGAUGAAAAAGAUCGGGAUGACACAAUAAACAGGAAACGGAAAUCAGAACAUCGAACUAAGAAACCUAAGAGGAAAAAAUUUGCUUGUAGCAGUAGCGAUAAAAUUCCAGACAGUGGAAAGGAUUGGAUAAAAAUAGCAGAGAGGCGGGGACGAGGACCUAUUCUGCGAGAAAACUCUCUAAAACUCCUUUCAAAUUCAACUAUGUUUGUAUUUCAAUGGAAUAAGAGUCGAUACACAUGUUUCUGUUGUAAACAACCUUUCAUGGACAUGUGCUCGUUAAGAGAACAUUCAAAUAAAGAACACUCAAUUCAAAAUAUAGAGAAAAAAAUAAUAACACAACAGAACAGAUUAUUAAAAGUUGAAAUAUCGUCAUUAAAUUGUAAGAAGUGUAAAAAAAAAUUAAACACAAUAAACGAUUUGCGUCAGCAUUUAAUACAAAACCACGAAAUCAAAUUUGACAUUGAAGAAGACUUAUUAAUACCUUUUAAAAUUCAAACUGAGGGCUUGAAAUGUCAAAUAUGUUCAGAAACCUUUAGGAAGUUCCGGCUGUUGAACAUGCAUGUUAAUAAACAUUUUAAAAAUCACGUUUGUCAUAUAUGUGGCGCGAGUUUUACUAAUUUAGUAUUUCUGAACUUACACAAAACGAGAUCGCAUAAAACUUUUAAUUGUAUCGAAUGUGACGUAACGUUCCCAAAUAGAACAGAUAAAAAAAACCAUGACAGAAUCGAACACAAUGUCAAAUUUGAAAGAAAAUUACGUUUCCCUUGUCCGAAUUGCGACGAGAGGUUCUUUCAAGAGAAUUUUAAAAUACAACAUUUAGUUGAAAAACAUGGCAUGUUGAAACCGGAAUACAAAUGUUCUUUGUGUGUUAAAGUUUUUAUAACAAAGAGUUUGUGUAAUAAUCAUAUUAAAAAUGUUCACAUGAAGGAGAAAAAACAUGAAUGUGACAUUUGCCAUAAUCUUUUUUAUACGAAAUCUGACGUCACUAGACAUAGAGUUACUCAUACUGGUGAGAAAAAAUUCUCCUGUUCUCUUUGCAACAGUCCAUUCUCUACACGAGACUCACUUCGCCGACAUAUGAAAAGGACACACGAGGCCCUUAAUUAAAAAUCUAUCUAUA